Molecule: messenger RNA, 1626 nt
Organism: Equus quagga
Lineage: Eukaryota; Metazoa; Chordata; Mammalia; Perissodactyla; Equidae
Gene: ECHDC3
Product: enoyl-CoA hydratase domain containing 3
Exons: 5
Coding region: 198-1103 (301 amino acids)
Cellular component (GO): mitochondrion
Molecular function (GO): hydro-lyase activity
Source: RefSeq, a predicted model, not a curated record
CGUUAGGGGUAGAGGGUUGAAGGUUGGGGGCCGAGGGGCGGGGGAGGGGUCCCUCCGGGGAGAGGCGUCCGAUAGCGGCCUGGGCGUGGGAGCUCCCACUCCGUUGUGCCAGCAGCUGGCUCGCACCAGCGCCCCUCGGAGCGCCUCCGUCCCGCAGCCCUCGGGUGUCCGGCCUCCGGACCGCGUCUCUGACCGCCAUGGCCGCCGCCGCCGCGGGCGUGCGGGCUUUCGGGGCCAAGGGGCCCGGCUGGCUCCGGCGCAGCCCGUGGGCUCCGCUCGUCGCCGGCUUCUGCAGCCGCGGGACGGCCGGGGCCGGGCAGCCGGAGCCCGGGCCGCGACCCACCAGCGUGCGGCAGCAGGACGGCAUCAGGAACAUCGUCUUGAGCAACCCAAAGAAGAGGAACGCACUGUCACUGGCAAUGCUGAAAUCUCUCCAGAGUGACAUUCUUCAUGAAGCCGAAAGCCAAGAUCUGAAAGUUAUUGUCAUUUCAGCUGAGGGGCCUGUAUUUUCUUCUGGGCAUGACCUAAGGGAACUGACGGAUGAGCAAAGCCCAGAUUAUCAUGCUGAAGUGUUUCGCACCUGUUCUGAGGUCAUGAUGCUGAUCCAGAACCAUCCCGUCCCCGUCAUUGCCAUGGUGAACGGCUUGGCCACUGCUGCCGGGUGUCAGCUGGUUGCCAGCUGUGACAUCGCCGUGGCGAGCGACCAGUCGUCUUUUGCCACCCCGGGUGUGAACCUGGGGCUCUUCUGCUCCACCCCUGGGGUCGCCCUGGGGAGAGCAGUGCCGAGAAAGGUCGCCUCAGAAAUGCUUUUUACUGGGGAGCCCAUUUCUGCUCAGGAGGCCUUGCUCCAUGGGCUGCUCAGCAAAGUGGUGCCCGAAGGGCAGCUGGAGGAGGAGACCAUGAAAAUAGCGAAAAAGAUUGCCUCCUCGAGCCGUCACGUGGUGUCUUUGGGCAAGGCCGCCUUCAACAAGCAGCUGCGCCAGGACCUUAGAACGGCCUACCACCUCACCUCCCAGACCAUGGUGGACAACCUGGCCCUGCCAGAUGGGCAGGAGGGGAUCAAGGCCUUCAUCCAGAAGAGAAAGCCCAUCUGGGCACAGUGAGCCGGCCUUCCCAGAGGAAGGGAGCGGAGAGAGAACAGUGCUCAGGAAGCCCCCACCCCUGCCUUCUGGGCCCCAAACACCACUGCUGCCUUAUGAUUAUAAUGGAAGACAGCCUGCUUUUCUAACAUUAGUAAUGGCUGCACUGCAUGUGUCUGUGUUAAAAACCACAGUCCCAUGGGGAAAGGAUGGAAUGGAGAGUGAGAUGAAGUGCUUAAGGGUAGUGAGCGCCUCUGCUGGCUGGCUCUGGCAGAAGGCUGCUAUUUGGUAUGCUCCUCCAUAGAAGCUUCCAUGAGGGACCACCCUGACAUGGGAGGAGGUGACGAUAAACCGAGACGUGAAAGAAGGAUGCCAACCAGACCUUGCUCUCAGAAACGCUCCCUAAGGUGGAGGUUGUUCUGGUUCCCCCAGAGAGCUGAAACAUUUCCCAUCUCCACAAGAUACUCUCCACACUGAAAAUCUUCUUGAGUCUUGAGAAAUCAUCAUGCCUAUGGCCUUGGAAUAAACUUACAUGAUUUUAAAUGAU